Messenger RNA from Vitis riparia (riverbank grape), 1447 nucleotides. Its product is annotated as protein STAY-GREEN homolog, chloroplastic-like. NCBI's taxonomy places the organism in Eukaryota, Viridiplantae, Streptophyta, Magnoliopsida, Vitales, Vitaceae. The record is from RefSeq and is a predicted model, not a curated record. The transcript is spliced from 4 exons. The coding region runs from base 354 to 1178 and encodes 274 amino acids.
UUCUCGUAGCCUAGGCUGAUCUGCGGACACGCAAUCAAUUUAUCCUUAUUUUUCGGAGAACAAAACUUCAAACUCAACUUGAGGUCUUCACAGCCCCAGGUGCCCUCGGUGCAGUGCCGGUUUCAGUAAGCAAAGUUAAAGCUAAAGGUAAAGCUAAAGCCAGAGGCAUAGCGUAAAAGCAAGAAAAACAUCGAACCUACAAACUCGGCCCAUGAGCAAAUACCCCACGAAAGUUUCUCUCUGUCCCCACUUGUAAGUUUUGAUUUGUUGGUUUCUAAAUUUGGGUUGCGCUCACAGUACAAGGGUUUGGAGGUUGAAGGAGAGUUUAACGAAGACGAUAGGAGAGAGGGGAGAUGGCUACUUUGACUGCUGCUCUUGUGCUUCCGUCUGAGCUCAAACCUUCUUUCUCUCCACACCAAAGUUCUCUCUUCGUUUGUCGAAGAAGACCAAAGAAGAGUCACCCUGCUUUUCCUGUCGCAAGGCUGUUUGGUCCUGCAAUUUUCGAAGCUUCAAAGCUUAAGGUUCUGUUUUUGGGAGUGGAUGAGAAGAAGCACCCAGGGAAGCUUCCUAGAACUUACACGCUUACGCAUAGUGACAUAACAUCUAAACUCACUCUGGCUAUAUCUCAAACUAUAAACAACUCUCAGUUGCAGGGGUGGUCCAACAGAUUACAAAGAGAUGAGGUGGUGGCAGAAUGGAAGAAAGUGAAAGACCAGAUGUCUCUGCAUGUGCACUGCCACAUAAGUGGAGGCCAUUUCCUUCUAGAUUUGUGCGCUAAACUUAGAUACUUCAUCUUCUGCAAAGAGCUUCCAGUGGUUUUGAAGGCUUUUGUUCAUGGAGAUGGCAACCUGCUCAACAAUUACCCAGAAUUACAGGAAGCUUUGGUUUGGGUUUACUUUCAUUCGAACCUCCCAGAAUUCAAUAGAGUAGAAUGCUGGGGGGCGCUCAAUAAUGCAGCGGCGCCUCCUCCUCCUGCCGCCGGUGGUGGCGAUGGUAGGGUGGAGGCACACCAGGACAUGAGACAGGUGGAACCAUCAAGCAAAUGGGAGAGACCAGAAGAGCCAUGCAUUGAGAACUGUACAUGUUGCUUCCCACCAAUGAGCCUCAUCCCAUGGUCACAAGAUCUCGCCCAUGAAAAUAUUCAUGAUACCCAAAAGGGAUUACAGCAGCAAACCUGACCAGAUGAUCUUUACUCUUUAAGAGUCUGUAGGCUGCUAUUCACUAUUUUCAAGCACUUGCAUUGCUACUGUAAAAUUUGUUGUAAAAUGUAAAUAAAAGGUUCAUAUUAGUCGGCAUGGUGGGUUGGAACAUUUAUGGCUAUAUGUCUCUGUUCAUUACCAUCGUCUUUGUACAACGUGACUGCAUAAUCUUUCCCUGUUUCAGAACACUGUUAGUUGCCUUCUGAGGGCCCUGAAUGAUUGCCAUAUCCAAGUAUCGUAUUUUGGUA